UUUAGACGGCUCGGAUCUCAUUUGGUCCAUCGUGCCCGUCUCAUAUUUGGUUUAUCCGUAUUCAUCACCCCUCUCCCAGAAAUUCGCAGAUCCUCUCGCGAUGGGAGCGGAAGCCGAGGGUACUCCCUCUCCGCAGCCCGCCGCCGCCGAACCCGCGACCGCGGCGAGGGCGCAGCCCAUCAGCGCAGCGCAGUUCCUCUCCUGGAAGCAGCGCAAGGAUGCAGAGGAAGCCGUGAGGAAAGCUGAAGCAGCUCAGAAGCGAGCCGCCGAUAUCGCUUCAGGAGCGGUGCAGAUGAACGGCCGCGAGCUGUUCCAACACGAGCCCUGGGUGUUCGACAACAACAUUUACUGAGGUGGCUAGAUGCAGCCGUGGGAACUCUUGAGAGCAUGGUUCGUCCUGCCUCAUGGAAAACUGUGAAACGCCUUGACAGAUCUUAUAAACUCGAGAACAUAAUGUACUAUGUCAUGUAUGGUUUUUAGUAAUCCGGAUGUGCAUGAAGGCAUUUCCAAAGCUUAGCGGGAA
Molecule: messenger RNA, 523 nt
Organism: Panicum hallii
Lineage: Eukaryota; Viridiplantae; Streptophyta; Magnoliopsida; Poales; Poaceae
Product: zinc finger CCCH domain-containing protein 15 homolog
Exons: 2
Coding region: 101-352 (83 amino acids)
Source: RefSeq, a predicted model, not a curated record